GAUAUGGAGGAAGGUAAAAGGGCCAAAAAGGAAAAAGCCAUAUGGGGGUGGAGGAGGGCAGAGCCAACACCUGAGGAGAGGCAUCUGCUGCCAAUCUCUCCCAGGCUGUAGGGGAAACAAGUUUAACAGGACUUAGCCCUGAAGGAACAACUGUUGGUGAAAGGAACGGGGGAGGGAGAACAUUUGAGCUCGUCUGAAGAAUAGGGAGGCACGGGGCAGGGCAGGCCUACAAAGGGAGUGACCAUACAGGCGCGGAUUAUUGGCAAGUGGCCCCGCUUUAGAUCCCUAGCGGUUGGACGAGGUUAAUUAGAAUACUAAGUAGAUCCGCCCAGAAGCCUUCACCCUGCCCUUUGACCCUAGGGCCCAGCCCGAGGAGGAUCCGCGUGUGGAAGGCCAGAGCGAGAAGUGAUCUGGGCCCUCGUCACUUCGCUGCCAAAUUCCCGGCGCCGCCCAGAGGCUGAGCUAGGCCAGGGCCGUCCGCCCAAUCCAGCCCGCCGCCUCUUCGGCCAUGGAAGCUACCGGCAACCCCGAGGCUGCGGGGACAGGCAAGUACAUCGCUUCAACACAGAGACCUGAUGGGACCUGGCGCAAGCAGCGGAGGGUGAAAGAAGGCUAUGUACCCCAGGAGGAGGUCCCAGUGUAUGAAAAUAAAUAUGUGAAGUUUUUCAAGAGUAAACCAGAACUGCCCCCAGGGCUGAGCCUUGAGGCCACUGUUCCUGUCACCCCAUCCAGGCCUGAAGGUGGUGAACCAGGCCUUUCCAAGACAGCCAAACGCAACCUGAAGAGAAAGGAGAAGAGGCGGCAGCAGCAAGAGAAAGGAGAGGUAGAGGCCUUGAGCCGGACUCUUGAUAAGGUGUCCCUGGGAGAGACAGCCCAACUCCCUGGUGCUCCACAGGGCUCCCGGGCAGCCCCCACAGCCGCCUCUGACCAGCCUGACUCAGCUGCUAGCACCGAGAGAGCCAAGAAGAUAAAGAACCUAAAGAAGAAGCUUCGGCAAGUGGAAGAGCUGCAGCAACGGAUCCAGGCUGGGGAAGUCAGCCAGCCCAGCAAAGAGCAGCUGGAGAAGCUAGCAAGGAGGAGGGCACUGGAAGAGGAGUUAGAGGACUUAGAGCUAGGCCUGUGAUGCCUUUGGGAAAUAGGGAUUGGACUGCAGAACAAACCAUGGGGUUCUCUGGGGCUGGGGGAAUGUGGGCAGCCGCAGUCAGGAGGGGUAGCCCCCAUACUGGCUCACUUCCACUUCUUGCAGCCCAACUCUGUCCUCGAGAGCCUGACCUCUCCCUCAUUCCUUCUCUUUUCUCCCCAGCUCCUAUUUUAUGGACUUUCCCUCUCCCAUCCCCAGUGUUCAAAAUCUCAGUGACUACCCCAGGUACCUUUGCUGCUGAUUUGGGUUUCUUGUUUAAAAGAAAAUCGGGUGGGUGGGAAUCUCUCAGAGAACUGAGGUUGAGGGUAGAGGGAGUAUGCCCAAGUCUUGGGCUUGGUUCCCGUUCACAGUGUUCAUGGGUUAUUUCCCUCUCCGUCCCUCACCUUUUUAUUUUUUUUUAUUUUUUAAAGAACAAGAAUAAACUCAAGUAGACAA
Molecule: messenger RNA, 1576 nt
Organism: Microcebus murinus (gray mouse lemur)
Lineage: Eukaryota; Metazoa; Chordata; Mammalia; Primates; Cheirogaleidae
Gene: PYM1
Product: PYM1 exon junction complex associated factor
Biological process (GO): exon-exon junction complex disassembly
Cellular component (GO): exon-exon junction complex; cytoplasm
Molecular function (GO): RNA binding
Source: RefSeq, a predicted model, not a curated record